Rangifer tarandus platyrhynchus (Svalbard reindeer) is the source of this 435-nucleotide messenger RNA. Lineage: Eukaryota; Metazoa; Chordata; Mammalia; Artiodactyla; Cervidae. The record is from the annotation of a GenBank genome assembly.
AUGGCCCGCAAGGCUUGGGCUGUGGGCUGUGCUGGGAGUAGGAGGGUCUUGGUCCUUCUCUCAGAAUCCCUGAAGCUGUGGCCGGCCAGCAGGCUGCCUUGCGAGGAAGGUGAAACACUGGACCCUUCCCAGUUCUUGGCAGCUUUCCCCGCUCACGUGCAGAAGAGGGUAGGAGGUAGGCACCCGAGGCUGGUGUCGCAGCUGCAGGAAGCUGGCCAGCACCGUGCGCCUUUAGCGUUUGGCUCCAGCAUCUUCCGCAAGCUCCUCAGGCCGCGAGCUGCCUUCUGGUGCGCAGGUGGGAAGCUGGGAGAGGGGCACUGGGGCUCUCAGAAUCUCUACAAAGUGACUUCUGCUUAUAUAUCAGUGGCUACCCUGCUGCAAGGAGAGCUGCGAGAUGUGACCACUUGGCUGUGCUCGGUUAUGCUCAGAAUAUGA